AUGGGUUCAACCGCUCUUCCAGGAUGGCGACAGCUAAGUGUCGGCGUGAUUGGUGGCGGUAUUGGUGGCAUGUCCGUGGCUGUUGCCCUCCGCUGUGCGGGCCAUGACGUUACCAUCUACGAACGAGCAGAGUUUGUUGGCGAGGUAGCCGCAUCGGUGUCUUGUGCUGCCAAUGGUACUCGCUGGCUAAAAGAGUGGAAGGUAGAUGUCUCUAAAGGCGACCCAGUGAUUUUGAAAAGGCUGAUUGACCACGACUGGAACACUGGCGAGCUGGUUAGUGUUUAUUAUUUGACCGACUUUAAGGAGCGCUGGGAAUAUGUCUUCAACAUGUUCCAUCGCCAAUAUAUGCAUACCAUGUUAAAGGAGACUGCACUCGAGGAGGGCGGUGAGGGAGUACCAGCCACGUUGCUUGUGAACCACAAGUGCGUUGAUAUUGAUCUGGAUCAUGGCAAGAUUAACUUCGAUCAUGGCGCCGUUGCUCAGCAUGACUUCAUCGUCGCAGCUGACGGCGCUGGCUCGACUGUCCGUGGUAUUCUUAGCAUCGUCCCGCACAAGAAGCCUUGCGAUAGUACCUGUCUGUAUGCUAAUGUAACUAGGGAGGCUGUCGACAGGCUUGGCAUUAUCAACUUUGCCCUCAACUCCUCUCUAGAGUACUGGGGCGGUCAAGAAGGCAAGUGGGAUAGGGUCAUCCUCUCAUCAUGCAACGGCGGCAAUCUUCUCUCUUAUUAUUGCGUGUCCCCUCGAGAGAAGGGAGACUACCAGAACCAAAGCUGCGGUGGUGCCGAUCUGAGUGUCGACGAGCUUCUGGCUCCGUGUCUCGAUCUCGUUUUUUCUAUUCUUGAACUUCUCCUGUGCCAAAUAACCAACUUCUAA
Fusarium vanettenii 77-13-4 is the source of this 873-nucleotide messenger RNA. RefSeq lists its product as uncharacterized. The coding region runs from base 1 to 873 and encodes 290 amino acids. The record is from RefSeq and is a predicted model, not a curated record. Gene Ontology annotation, molecular function: monooxygenase activity. Lineage: Eukaryota; Fungi; Ascomycota; Sordariomycetes; Hypocreales; Nectriaceae. The transcript has 2 exons.